AUGGGAAAUUCAACCACAGAAACUGAAUUUCUCCUCCUGGGCUCUCCUGAUGGCUGGAAACUGAGUUUCCUCUCUUUCACGGUAUUCCUACUGACCUAUCUGAGUACCUUGUUAGGGAACCUGCUCAUCGUCACUCUCACCUCUGCUGAUCAGAACCUGCACAAGCACAUGUACUUCUUCCUCAGGAACCUGUCCAUCUUGGACAUGUGCUUCAUUUCCUUCAAUGUCCUCAAUGCCUUUGUCAACUCUCUCACUGGCAACAGGACCAUUUCAGUGGCUGACUGUGCAACCCAGAUCUUGGUCAUUUUUUGUGCAUGUGUUUAUCUUCAGUUUCUCACCAUCAUGGCCUGGGACCACUAUGUAAUGAUCUGCCAGACCAUCUAUUACUCUAUAACUAUGAACCCUCAGCUUUAUGUCUGUAUGACCCUUCCUUCCCUGACCAUUGGUCUGGUGUAUGCAGGUUUGUACCUGAGGCCUUCAGCAACCUCUGACACACUGCUGAACAUCAUUGUCUUCGGCUUUUAUCCCUCCCUUCGUGAAUCCCCUCAUCUACACUUUCAGGAACAAAUAGAUGGUGGAAGCUGUGAGGAGUGUCAUGGGAAGACAGUUGUUCUCAGGGAAAAACUGUGUUUGCAUCCCAGGCAGCAGGCAGAUCAGGACUCCUCAGCUCCUAGAAGUCAGGGAGGCUGGAACCUCUGCAUCCACCAGCAACUUCCUCAGAGCCUGCAGAAAGAGUCUGAUUCCUGCUUCCACCUCCUGCAGGACAAACCAUUUGGCAGACCUGUCCACAGCAGGGCGGCCAAAGCCUGCUCCACCCAUGUCCCCGACCUGGCAGGUGUUAGGAUUUUCCUCUCCACUGCCUUCGCUGCUUACCUGAAGCCCCUCCUAGACUCCUACUCAUCCAUGGACCUGGUGCUCUCUGCUUUUUAUGUUGUGCUGCCCCCUACCCUCAACCCCACCAUCUACAGCCUAAGGGACAAGGCCAUGAAGGCAGGUUUGAAGAAGCUGAUCACCGGAAAGCUGCUGACCAAGCAUUGGGUUCUCACAUUCCUCCAAGAGUAG
Messenger RNA from Sciurus carolinensis (gray squirrel), 1062 nucleotides. Its product is annotated as olfactory receptor 14C36-like. Gene Ontology annotation, biological process: G protein-coupled receptor signaling pathway. Gene Ontology annotation, molecular function: olfactory receptor activity; G protein-coupled receptor activity; odorant binding. Bases 1 to 1062 code for a protein of 353 amino acids. The record is from RefSeq and is a predicted model, not a curated record. Gene Ontology annotation, cellular component: membrane. Lineage: Eukaryota; Metazoa; Chordata; Mammalia; Rodentia; Sciuridae. The transcript is spliced from 4 exons.